Labrus mixtus (cuckoo wrasse) is the source of this 1917-nucleotide messenger RNA. RefSeq names its product tubulin epsilon and delta complex protein 2. Bases 77 to 1450 code for a protein of 457 amino acids. The transcript is spliced from 9 exons. The record is from RefSeq and is a predicted model, not a curated record. NCBI's taxonomy places the organism in Eukaryota, Metazoa, Chordata, Actinopteri, Labriformes, Labridae.
CACACACACACACACACACACACACACACACACACACACACACACACACACACACACACACACACACACUUUCAGCAUGUCAUUUCUGUCUGUGGUGGAGCAAGCUGUCAAGUCCUGCAAAGCUGAACAAGCCAAGAUCAACAGCAACAUUCAACUCUACAGAGAGUUAUUAAGGACUUUAAUACCACAACCAAAGUCGGACUCUGAGGAGUCAGACAGUGCAGAAGAUGCUGUCUCAGAUACCUCACCAGGGGAGAAAGAAGACAUAGAGUUGCUUGAGCGGGCCCUGGAGAAAGCCCUUCAGGUCCGCACUGGAACAGGACCUUCAAAAAAAGACUCUGACAGAAACAAACUCCCUGCACAGCCAAAGGAACAAGCCACUUACGUUGUCACGGUCAAAGAGGGGAAGCAGACAGCUGCAGCUUCUAAGGGAAAUCAGACCACUUUCAGAUCAACCUCUAAAUCUGCCAGUCUUGACAGAAAAGAGCACAAAAAGCCUGGUGCGUCAGUAUCCUCAAGCAAGGCAGCAAGAAAAUCACAGCAGGCCAUCUCAAAGUCUGGCUCUCUUUGUCAGGGUCAAAUAUACACCUCGACCCUCCACUCUAAAAACAAGACUACUAAAAGUGAGCUGAGUGGCAACGAAACAAUCUCCACACCUUCUUCAAGUAACACAGUGGCUUUUUCACAUACAGCGGCGUCUGUAGCUCCCAGCACGCCACCACAGACCGGGAUAGCUCCUGAUCAAACUGCUAAAUGGAAAUCCCUAAAGAGCAAGCAGAAUAGGUUGUGGGACAGAGUUGUGGCGAUACAAAGGAAACCUGUGCCUGGGCGGAGUCAUUUCAUGGAAAGAAUGAGAGCUACGUUCCCCAACGACUGGCCGCACAGCUGCCCGGAUCAGACCAGGACCCUGGUCGACAGGCUGACUCACAAAGGGCUCGACCUCACUCAGCGCUGCCGGAUGAAGGAGCUUCUGGCAAAGCAGACCCCUGAAGCAGCAGCCAUAAAGCCGGGGGGUAAGAAAAACAAGUAUGACUCCUGUCUGACACAUAAAAGGUUGCUUAUGAACGCAGCAGAGUUCGAGCGCUGUGCAGACCGAACCAAAUCAGAGUGGGAAGCAUGGGAUCGAUGGAGGCCAGAGGGAGGCUGUCUUUGCCCCACUGGGGCAAAUGGUGUGUGGGGAGAUGGGAUAAUUGCACACCUGCCCCUCACCAUAACGUACACAUCAGAGGCAGAGCUCAGAGAGGUGGAGGAGCUGAGGAUCAGGGUGGCACAGCUGCAACAAGAGAUUCACUUCGAGCAGGCUCUGUUGGAGGCUUUGUCGCCACAGCUUUCAUCUACAAUACCUGGGCCUGGGUAUCCCAACAUGAGUGUGCUGAGAGACAUGUACUCCCUGCUGGGGGAGGGAGGGGAACGUUUCCCUGCCAUAGUCCUGGACACUGAGUCUGACUGAGCACAGCGGAUAUGGCACUUUGUAUGCCUCUGUUUACACAAAUAUAGAAAUAACUUAUUCGAAAACACCUCUCAAUAAAAUGCUGUCCAGUGCAACACCAGCAGAACCAUCGCCGUCUGAAACCUUUGAGAAAACUAGAAUCUUAUACAUUUUAAGAGACGUAUGUAUUGUAAUGCUUUAGACUGAGCGUGUGUAUUUAAUAAAGUGGUUACUCCGUUUACUUCCAUCCUUGAACCAAGAUGAAUUUGUGAAGAAAGCUGUGACUAUUUAUUUAGUGUCUGAUAACAUUUAUUUACUUGUAUGAGUAAAAGAAAAAACAAUCAUUUUUAUAGAGAACAAAUUAGUUCUUCUUUCUUGUAUUUUUCCUGACUGGUAAAUGCAGUUACAUUUUUGUUAUUGUGUCCUGUCAAAAUCAUGUAACUCUGAAAAUCUCUGCAAUUUUAUGAAUUAAAAAAUCCCAAAAUUUU